Messenger RNA from Cylas formicarius (sweet potato weevil), 518 nucleotides. Its product is annotated as large ribosomal subunit protein eL34-like. The transcript is spliced from 3 exons. Gene Ontology annotation, biological process: translation. Gene Ontology annotation, cellular component: ribosome. The record is from RefSeq and is a predicted model, not a curated record. Gene Ontology annotation, molecular function: structural constituent of ribosome. Lineage: Eukaryota; Metazoa; Arthropoda; Insecta; Coleoptera; Brentidae. Bases 145 to 492 code for a protein of 115 amino acids.
UGGGAAAAAAGAUUCCUUUAGUGAAAAUUUUAUUUUUCUAGAUAUUAUGCAGAGAUCUGCGGCAGAAAUUUCGGUGGGGUAACAUUGACAGAUGUCAGUUGUCAACGCGUCUCUCUUUCUUGAAGUUAGUCAGUGGAGGCCAAAAUGGUGCAACGUCUAGUGUUUAGACGGCGGUUAUCCUACAAUACAAAAAGUAACAGGAGGCGCAUAGUACGAACUCCUGGUGGUAAACUAGUUUAUCAGUACCUCAAAAAGCCGAAGAAGAUCCCGAGAUGCGGACAGUGCAAGGAUAAACUGAGGGGUAUCGUCCCGGCACGGCCACAGGAAAGGUCACGUCUGUGCAGGCGCAAGAAGACCGUCAAAAGAGCAUACGGAGGUGUACUUUGCCACAAGUGUGUUAAAGAAAAGAUUGUACGCGCCUUUCUUAUCGAAGAACAGAAAAUAGUUGUUAAAGUGCUUAAGGCGCAGCAAGCUUCCAAAUCCAAGAAGUAAAUUUUAGCUAAUAAAGUUUAAUUAUA